This is a messenger RNA of Aspergillus calidoustus, 939 nucleotides long. NCBI's taxonomy places the organism in Eukaryota, Fungi, Ascomycota, Eurotiomycetes, Eurotiales, Aspergillaceae. The record is from the annotation of a GenBank genome assembly.
AUGGCGAAAUCUCCUCCUGCCUCGUACUCUCAGCUGGAGCUGCGUGAUGUCCGAGUUUCGCAUGUCCCAGAAUCCUCCCCAGCUCCAACUCCCGUCAUUCUGGUCCACUUGGAUCGGCCGCGGCAGAAAAAUGCCUUUACACUGAGCAUGCAGGAGAGCCUCAUUAAACUCUACACACUUUUUGAUGUGGAUCCUCGAGUCAAGGCCAUCGUAUUAACCGGUAGCGGAUCUGCCUUUUGCGCUGGGAUGGAUCUGAAUAUCGGCUUCGGAGCACGAGGCAAGGCGAGCGAUCAGCUAUCGUUCGGCAAGACCCAGCGCAAUCUUGAUCACAGAGACAGUGGAGGUCAGCUGGCGUUGGCGAUCCACAACUGCAGCAAGCCCACCAUCGUCGCCAUCAAUGGCGCCGCAGUCGGCAUCGGCAUCACCAUGUGUCUGCCAGCGACUAUUCGCAUCGCGUGCAACCAAGCCAAGGUCGGCUUCGUAUUUGCUCGCCGUGGGUUGACCAUGGAAGCGUGCUCGGCCUGGUUCUUGCCUCGUCUGAUCGGCCUGUCCAAAGCCAUGCAUCUCGCGGCGACAGGGUCGCUUUACUCGGCGAGUGACCCCCUUCUCCAAGGAUUAUUCUCCGAGAUUCUCCCUACGCCAGAGGCUACAUUACAGCGGGCACUAGAGAUUGCACAAGAUAUUGCCGUAAAUACUUCGGUCGUAUCCACGAAACUGAUGAGGGAUAUGAUGUGUCGCGCGCCCGAGUCGCCCGAGGAGAUGCACCUGCUGGACUCUCGAGUAAUCAACGCUCGCUAUGGCAGCCAUGACAAUCUUGAGGGUGUCCGAAGUUUCUUUGAGAAGCGUCCCCCAGCGUUCGCAGAUACCAUGCACGACCACAAGCCCGAUUUCCAUCCAUGGUGGAAGCCUGUCGACGUACGCGGUCCGAGCAAGUUAUGA